GCAGUGUGACCGGGAUGGCGCAUUUUCUUGCACCAAGUAAUGCGGUGUCGCUGGCGGCUGAGGAGGGCGGAGAGUUCUGUGGUGAAGUAGUGGGAGGGAUUCAUGUGGGCAUCGGGAAGAGCCUAAGUCCACACUAUAAAAUAGGAAGUUGAUGCGGGGUACAGCUACUCCCGGACCGGCGGCGUGAAAGUCGUGAUAUCAUCGUUGAACUCACUGUAGACGUUUGCAGUUCUCUGCCCAGCCGCUGUGGAAAAUCGGCCUCGAAGUGAUUGAAAUUCCCUGCUUAUAUCAGGCAGCUUCUUUCAGAUCCAUCGUCUUUCUCCCGGAGUAUGAAUGGAAGGAUUCAGUAUGCGCUUCACAUUUAUUAGCUUUGAAGUUUAAAUCCAAUGGAGAAGACUCAAGAAACAGUCCAAAGAAUUCUUCUAGAACCGUAUAAAUACUUACUUCAGUUACCAGGUAAACAAGUGAGAACCAAACUUUCACAGGCAUUUAAUCAUUGGCUGAAAGUUCCAGAGGACAAGCUACAGAUUAUUAUUGAAGUGACAGAAAUGUUGCAUAAUGCCAGUUUACUCAUCGAUGAUAUUGAAGACAAUUCAAAACUCCGACGUGGCUUUCCAGUGGCCCACAGCAUCUAUGGAAUCCCAUCUGUCAUCAAUUCUGCCAAUUAUGUGUAUUUCCUUGGCUUGGAGAAAGUCUUAACCCUUGAUCACCCAGAUGCAGUGAAGCUUUUUACCCGCCAGCUUUUGGAACUCCAUCAGGGACAAGGCCUAGAUAUUUACUGGAGGGAUAAUUACGCUUGUCCCACUGAAGAAGAAUAUAAAGCUAUGGUGCUGCAGAAAACAGGUGGACUGUUUGGAUUAGCAGUAGGUCUCAUGCAGUUGUUCUCUGAUUACAAAGAAGAUUUAAAACCACUACUUAAUACACUUGGGCUCUUUUUCCAAAUUAGGGAUGAUUAUGCUAAUCUACACUCCAAAGAAUAUAGUGAAAACAAAAGUUUUUGUGAAGAUCUAACAGAGGGAAAGUUCUCAUUUCCUACUAUUCAUGCUAUUUGGUCAAGGCCUGAAAGCACCCAAGUGCAGAAUAUCUUGCGCCAGAGAACAGAAAACAUAGAUAUAAAAAAAUACUGUGUACAUUAUCUUGAAGAUGUAGGUUCUUUUGAAUACACUCGUAAUACUCUUAAAGAGCUUGAAGCUAAAGCCUAUAAACAGAUUGAUGCACGUGGUGGGAACCCUGAGCUAGUAGCCCUAAUAAAACACUUAAGUAAGAUGUUCAAAGAAGAAAAUGAAUAAUGUUACACCAUUCUUGAUUGGGCCUCAUAGCUUAUUUUAGUUAAUCACUUUUUUGUCUUUUAGCCUUAUCACCUUUUAAAAAAUUUGUUAUUCUCCAGGAACAGUAAAUAGGUGAGUAGGGGUGGUGCAAGUGAAUUCGUUUUCAUUUAGAAGCCCCUCUGUACAGAUAAUCAAAUUUCAAAGUUGAAAGAAUCAAAAGCAGCCACAGUUAUGUAGGUCUCAUUUGAAUGUCAUAAUUGCAGUGACAGGACAUUGCCACCAACUCUACCCUACUACCAUCAAUGUUGUGUUUAUUCCAUCAAUAAAAAAGACUUGCUUCCAGGAAUUUUUAUCCAUACACUUCCUAACUGUACUAUCUGGGCAGUUCCAAGCCAGUUUCUUUUAGCUAGCUGGCCCAAAGACCACAAAUCUUUUUUUCUCCUAAAUGCUGCUAUAAAGAAUAUCUCUAAUCCCAGCACUUUGGGAGGCCGAGGCGGGCAGAUCACGAGGUCAGGAGAUCGAGACCACGGUGAAACCCCGUCUCUACUAAAAAUACAAAAAAAUUAGCCGGGCGUGGUGGCGGGUGCCUGUAGUCCCAGCUACUCGGAGAGGCUGAGGCAGGAGAAUGGCGUGAACCCAGGAGGCGGAGCCUGCAGUGAGCCGAGAUUGCGCCACUGCACUCCAGCCUGGGCGACACGGCGAGACUCCGUCUCAAAAAAAAAAAGGAAUAUCUCACUUUUCCCCCCUGGAAACACCCUCACUGAAGUCUUCUGUGAAAAGGCUGAUAAUGAUAAACAGUAAGCACUCUGGUCCUUUUUCUUACGUUCUCCUUUUUUCCUUCCUCUCCACCCCACAAGUUUUGCUUUUUAACCAAGGUGUCUCUGCUUGAUGAAAUUCACAUGCUAGUCUAAAUCUUUUUUUCUCACUUGUAAUGGAACAUUUAUGUGCCCCAAACUGGUUAGUAUAUGGGUAUAGCAUUUCCUUUCCAAUUGGGAAGUGGAAAAAGAGUGUAUGGGAUAUUUUAGAAGGGAGCCUUUGAACCUUAUUAUAUUUCCCCAUCAUUGAUAGUGACAAUCUUAAAAGGGUUGUUUUCUUACCUUAAAUACAAAAGCAUGGAAAAACGCCCUUUUCCUUCCCGCCCACAUCACCACCCCCCUUGAAGACAAUAGGUGCUUGAAUGGAAAGUGAGUAGGCAUCUUUAAUCGCUCUGAUUAAAGAAAAGAAAGUGUUAGCCUGAAAGGGCCUGACUGAAAAGUAACCAAAGGCUUAAUAUCAAGCACUAAUUAGCUUUUUAGUGCCUUAACCCUGACCUUGUUACCAGUUUUCUAUAAUUUCUAGACCCAAGCCACUGAAGUCGUCUGUGGCCCAAGAGGUAGGCCAAAAAAAAAGCUGAUUUCAGUAUUUGAUUUGUUGACAUCCCAAAAUGAAAGUUUCUGUUUCCCUUAGAAACAUGUUUUGCUUGAUUGGUUCUAUAGUGUGUUACUUAGGAUCUAUUUACCAUAUAUUUGUAUGAGAAAUCCUCACCCAAGCAUUCAACCUAAAUCUUUGAAAAGUUGGGUGCUGUCUUUAGUAACUUUUAAAAUAGUUUAAAUCUCCCAUUUUAGUAGUCAUAAGGAAACCUGUUAAAAGCAUGGCUAUUGAUGUUAUAGUAUGGAAAGUUGAACUUUAUGAACCCAUACUUUUAGAAAACAUUAUUUUUAAAAAUCUAACUGACUAUAGAAACAAAUUAAAAUGUCUACUUUUAAGUAUAAAAA
Molecule: messenger RNA, 3022 nt
Organism: Symphalangus syndactylus (siamang)
Lineage: Eukaryota; Metazoa; Chordata; Mammalia; Primates; Hylobatidae
Gene: GGPS1
Product: geranylgeranyl diphosphate synthase 1
Biological process (GO): isoprenoid biosynthetic process
Molecular function (GO): prenyltransferase activity
Source: RefSeq, a predicted model, not a curated record